AUGUGUAAUGGUGCUGUUGAAACUUUGGAACACUUGUUCCUAUACUUCCCUGUAUCUCAAGCUGUUCUUUUUGCUUCUCACCUGACUCUCAGAAUUGAUGCAAGCCUAAAUCUUUCAGUUCACCACUAUAUCAAGAGUUGGUUAUUAGAAGGUGGAAACUACUCAAAGUUAAAAAUGGGGAUUUGUCUGUUCUGGAGUAUAUGGAAGACCAGAAAUAACAUAGUCUUCAACGAAGGCACUGUGCAUAUUCAGAAAAUGCUUCAAGAGGCUUAUUAUUGGUUCCACCCUGAUACCAACAUUCAAGACGUUACCACUCUGCCUUCUGAACAAGACUUACUAGACUCUGCCAAGACUGUUUGGUCUCCUCCCACUCAGUCAAAAAUGAAAAUAAAUUUUGAUGGUGCUGCUGGAAUUAGAGGGUUCGCCUGCGUGGCAGUGGCAAGGAACUACAAUUGUGAGUUUAAUGGGUGUCAGACACAAGUAUUCGCAUUCAGCACCCCUGUAGAAGCUGAAGCUCAUGGUGCUUUGGUGGGAAUUGAGCUUUCCAUCAGCAAGGCUAUAAGGCACAUUAUCAUUGAAGGUGAUUCAUUCACUGUGAUCAAUUCUCUCAGGUACAAUAAUUUCCCAGUUCCUUGGAGUAUUAAGAAUACUAUUGGAAAAAUCAAAGACAAGCUAGGGAACUUUACGUCUGUUGAUUUUAACUUUAUCAAAAAGGAAGCCAAUUUCAUGGCUCACUCCUUAGCAGCUUAUGCUGUUCGGAACCAACUGUCUAAUCAGUGGUUAACCUCUCCUCCUUCUUGUAUUACUCACUUGUUUAGUGAGGAUUCUUCUUCUUAG
Molecule: messenger RNA, 837 nt
Organism: Papaver somniferum (opium poppy)
Lineage: Eukaryota; Viridiplantae; Streptophyta; Magnoliopsida; Ranunculales; Papaveraceae
Exons: 1
Coding region: 1-837 (278 amino acids)
Molecular function (GO): nucleic acid binding; RNA-DNA hybrid ribonuclease activity
Source: RefSeq, a predicted model, not a curated record